GUUUGAAUGGUCCGUAGGCUCCAACGUCAAAUAUAAGCGGUUCCAACGAGGAACAAAUAGCUGAGAAAAGCUAUAACCAGAAUUUCACACCUUCCCCAUCUCUUCCAAUGGAAAUCCUCAGUGCGUGAAACAACCUCCAACCACAAAUUUCACGUUCUGCUCUGGAUUUCCAUUGCAUCAAAACAAUAAACCACAAAGAACACAUAUUUAUGCAUUUCAUUGUUUUUAAAUUUGAUUGAAAAAAGGAAAAAAGAAUAAUAAUUCUCGGGAAUGUUGGAAAGCUUGAGAUUAACGUCGAUUGUUCUCGGAGUUUUGAAUUUAGUGGUGGUGGUGUUGGGUGGAAUUCUGGUAGCCAGUACAUACCCAGGAUGUGAUCGCCACAAGAUUUUACCAAUCGUCGCGGUUUCAAUGUUGGCUGCUGUUAAAAUCGGGACGAUGAUCAAACUAGGAAUUGCCCAAGAAGCUACUGCCAAAACCAUAACCGAUUCUCCUUCUGAAGCUGACGACCUUGACGCUGUUAUUCGCCAUGACAGACGGGUGAAAUACAAAACAUGGCUUGGUUGGAGCCGGUUUGCCAUGGUGGUUACAAUGUUGCAAAUUUUGGGUGCUUUUUAUCUUAUGUUUAACGUGGCUAGAUAUGUUUCUCAAGAUGCAAAUGUUUCAAGUCAGUGUUUUGUAGGACUGGCUGCAAGCAGUAGCGCAUGGAAGCGAAAAGUUAUGCUUUUAUUUAUGAUCACGGCCUGUUGUAUUGCAAUUAUGCAGUGUUUUGCUGGAUCUGACAUCUUAAAAUGGAGGUUUUUUUAUGCAACCCAAGAUGAUGCAUGGAAAGCUCACUAUCAAGAGGUAUUUGAUUAUGGAAUUCGUGAGGCUUUGUGCUGUCUGGGGCGUGUUGAAUACUUAACUGUGUUGGAAGACGAUGAAGUAUAUUCAGUAGCAAAAUUACUGGGUGAUCUUGUUGCUUACCGUGCAUCAGGGACUGGUCAUUUGGAACUUUUGACAGGUCUAGCAUUGUUGCAGAAGCAUGGCCAAUCCCGUAAAUCCCAUGAAUGUUUUGUUGAGGCACCGGUAGAACAUGUGCAAGUGGCUGCAGCUUUUCAUAAGUUUGCUGAAGCUGCUUAUACGGGCCCUUUGCUUGAUUUUGGAAGAAAUCCUUUUGUAUUUCCAUGUGCGUGGCUCUAUAGGCAAGGGAUUUUGACCCCGUGGAAUCGUAACAGGCGUCCUGCCCUUGAUGGUGAUAACUGGUGGCGAGGUCAUGCAGCAGCAUUCUUAAAAUUUGUCAAUUUACCCCCUGAAGUACUUCGGCGAGGUCGUGUUUGUCAAAAAAAAUGUGAAGCUGCAUAUUUUGUUGUGGUUUUACAUCAUCUAAGAUCUAUAGUGAUUGCUGUACGAGGAACUGAGACCCCUGAAGACCUCAUAAUUGAUGGUUUAGGCCGGGAAAGUCCCCUGUCCGUGAUGGAUUUGGAUGGACUGAUAAAUAGCAGUUAUAUUGACCCUUCUGUCAAGCAACGUGUAGAAUCAUCUUUCCCACACUAUGGGCAUUCAGGUAUAGUAGAAGCUGCCCGGGAUCUUUACACACAGAUUGAAGGAUUCUCUGGAGGUGAAUGUCGGUCAGGUGGCUUCCUUUCCUCAUUGCUGGGAACUGGAUGUGAAUGUGAAGGUUAUAGCAUACGAAUAGUUGGGCAUUCCUUAGGAGGUGCAAUUGCUGCAUUGCUAGGAAUAAGACUAUAUCAGCAAUUCCCAAAUUUACAUGUUUAUUCCUAUGGACCUCUUCCAUGCGUUGAUUCAGUUGUGGCAGAUGCAUGUUCAGAUUUUGUAACAAGCAUUAUACACAACAAUGAAUUUUCUACCCGCCUUUCAGUUGGAUCGAUCCUACGGCUUCGUGCAGCUGCAAUAACAGCACUAUCAGAAAAUACCAAAACUGAUAUGGCCUUGAUUUUCAGACUUGCACGGCAAUUUCUUUAUGCAAGCAAUUCUCAUAGAACUAAGAUUGAGGCAAAGGAUACAGCCAAAUAUUCUUCUGGAACAAGCACAGAGAUCAAGGAUCAAGGUCAGGAGUUUUCCCUCUGUCAUGAGACUGACAGGAGACAAAAUCUUGUUGACAUUGCCGAUGACGAUUUCAUCAAUCCUUUUGCUGCUGAUCUAAACCAAUCAGAUGAUCCAAUAUCUCAGUUUAUGGAAACUGCCUCCAGAUCUGAAAAUGGGUCAUCCAGUGGUCCUGUUGAGAUGUUUCUACCAGGCCUUCUAAUUCAUAUAGUACCUCAACAACAAAACUUAAAUAACUUACUGUGGAAUAGCUGGAGAGUCCAAGAGAACAUGAGGAAGUAUAAAGCUUUCUUAGUAAACCGAGAAUACUUAAAAGAUAUUGUAGUUUCACCUAAUAUGUUCUUUGACCAUCUACCCUGGAGAUGUAACAAUGCCAUGAAAAAGGUCUUGGAAGCUGAAAAUGUCGCAGCAUUGGAUGUAUCUCACAUUGUGUGACUCACAUCUUUUUGAGGCCAACUAAGAACGUGAUGAUAUUGGCUGUGGUGUAUUCAGCUCCGUUGAUUUUAUUCAUGCUACAUCUGAAGUGUAGUUUAGUGGAAGAGGAAAACACUGACUGCCAUCUGCUAAUGGAGUAUCCUGCAGCUCGAUACUCUGUAUCUGGAAAGCGUAGAAGAGUGAAUAUUCAGUUCCCUUUUCUUGCACAAUCUGGAGUUGAGGUACUGGUUUAAUUUCCAAAUUCCAUAGUCUGUCACCAUGGCUUUGAUUCAGAAGAAGCUUUAAACCCAACUGACCCCUGAUUUGCUAUACUCCUUUCUCUCCCCCCCCCCCCCACCCCCCACAACUACCUUAAGAAGAAUGUAAUUUAAAUACUAAUUUGGCUAAAAUUUUGCCCUGUAUCUAAACAAAAUAGCUGAUACUGCAAAAACAGUUUCUUUUAUUGUCAAAGGACUCAUAGGCUAUCAAGUUGGUGGGAUCGUGUUGUAUAGUGUGAACUACAUAUAAAAUGUAUAAAAGUUACAAAUUUAUAGUGUAAGCACCAAUUUAAGUAAAGUUCAUUCUUCAUCUUCAUGAAUUAACUUAUAUUCUUGGCUAUAGUUGUUGAUUUCUCUCUGAUCACACCGAAUUGUCAGACGUAUCAGCUUUU
Molecule: messenger RNA, 3127 nt
Organism: Durio zibethinus
Lineage: Eukaryota; Viridiplantae; Streptophyta; Magnoliopsida; Malvales; Malvaceae
Product: lipase class 3 family protein
Biological process (GO): lipid metabolic process
Source: RefSeq, a predicted model, not a curated record